Messenger RNA from Ruditapes philippinarum (Manila clam), 2372 nucleotides. Its product is annotated as tubulin-specific chaperone cofactor E-like protein. NCBI's taxonomy places the organism in Eukaryota, Metazoa, Mollusca, Bivalvia, Venerida, Veneridae. Gene Ontology annotation, molecular function: protein binding. The record is from RefSeq and is a predicted model, not a curated record. The transcript is spliced from 10 exons. Bases 62 to 2155 code for a protein of 697 amino acids.
UUUGAAAAUUAUACAAUUUCUAUAAUAAGUUCCUACAUUUUUUUAUAUUCAUUUCUGCACAAUGGCAGGGAAAGCAACAAGCUUCGUCGUUGGGUUAGAAACGGAAAAUGACAGUAACAGCCAGAGGGAAACUGAGACAAAAAAGGAGGAAAAAGAAAAUAAUAAUUUGUUAUCGGUUCUCAGGUCAAAGUACUGUAGCGGUAAUGAGGAGUUUAAGUUUGGAUAUUUUGGAGGAAGACCACCAAAGAAGCGCACAAUCUCUGGAGGGGAUGCAGAACUUGGGUACCUAACAAAUGUUUGUGUCAGUAACAGUAACAUUAGAACAUCAGCAUCACAGGGACAGAGUAUUAGAUCAUUAUGUCCGAAUGUUGUUGAUUUGGAUAUAUCAGGAAAUCUUCUGGAUUCUUGGAGUGAAAUUUUACCAUUAAUACAGGAGCUACAAAACCUGAAGUUCCUGAACAUAGCUAGAAACCCUAUUGCAAAUAAUAAGGAUACAUUAUAUGAAUGGUCAAGCCCACUUCCAAAUGUAGAAAACUUGGUUUUAAACAGGACAGGUAUCAAAUGGAAGGAUGUCUUGCAAUUUGCGAAACUGUUACCACAUUUAAAGGAACUUCAUCUAUGUGCAAAUAAUUUCAGAGAUAUACCAGAAGGGAAACAUCUUGGUCUACGUAGUGUUGAAUGUCUGAGAAUGAAUGAUAAUCACAUUACAAGUUGGGAUGAAGUUUGGAAACUCCGUCAUUUACCAGGCUUAAAGUCACUGAUCCUAUCUGGAAAUCCUUUAGUUGAUAUACAUUACAAAGCAGGUGACCUUGACCCUGAUUGUAACUGUUCCUGUCAUGAAACUGUAACUGUUGAUGACAUCACUGCUGUCGACAGUGACAAAGUUAAUGAUAACCAUGAUGGAGAUGCAGUAAAACUUGAUGAUGCCACUGUUGCUAAUAGUGAUGACGUUAUUGAAUCGCUUCAAGAAGAAGUUCGCCAAUAUUGUGAAAACAUACUGAACUCUGUAAUUGAUGAGGCUAUAAGAAAUGAUAUUGCACAGUCCAGUGUGUUACAAGGCAAUGAUGAAGAAAGCAUGAUGUGUGAACAAGAGGAAAACAGCCCAACUACAAGUAUUGGUGUAGUUGAAUGUUCUGAAAGACCUAAAGAUCAGCUGGUAGAUUCAGGGUCUGAAAGUUUGUUUGAUAUAAAAGAUAAGGAAGAUCAGGAAUGUUUAAAGCAACUGAGUAGAGAGAUUGUAGAGCUUAUCUUAAGGAGAGCUUUUGAUGUUGUCGUUGAAGAGGCCAAAGUUGAGUCUGCCGCGGAGACAAAUGCAAAAUUUGAUCCAGAAAUGAACCAAAAGGAUGCAGAUUGUGCUGAUGAAAAUAAAGAAAACAAUGAGCUGAAAAAUGGAGAAGGGACAGAUGGGAAAGGCUUAAACAGUGGAGAUGACUCUUGUUGUCUUUGUGAUGAAGAACCUGUCAGUCAAAAACCGUUUAUCUCCCUUGAAACUUUGUGUGUGAGUGAGACAAAGAUUGGUAAAUGGAAACAUCUGAGUGCACUGCGAACAUUCCCUGCUCUAAAAUCAGUUAGAAUGAAGAAUGUGAAAUUAGGAUCAAAACUAAGUGAUGAAGACAGAAGAAAACUAUUCAUGGCAAGUUUACCAAAUGUCAAACUGCUCAAUGGAAGUGAAGUGACUCCAUCAGAGAGAGAAAAAUCUGAGCGUUUCCUAUUAAGGCAUUUCUACGAUAAAAAAUUGAAGCCUGAUAUAUAUCAUACACUAGAGAAAAGACAUGGUCAGCUCACUCCAUUGGUAGACGUAGAUAUAAGCAAAGGGUUGACAGAUUAUGUGACAGUGAGGUUUAUUCAUAAUGGCAAAUUGGCGUUCACAGAGACCAUUUCUGUAAGAAGUAUGGCCGACACUUUGAGGAACCUUAUCGCAAAGAAAAUUGAUGAAAGUACCAUGUAUGCUGUUUUAAACCACAAACGCUGCAAUACUCAGCACAAUGAGUCUGUGGGUGAAUUUCAGGAAAUUAGGGGUGGAUUGUUGCCAAUUAGCAGGCUUGAAAUUCUAGAUGGGGAUGAAAUUCAUAUUGAUGAUACUAAAUCUAUACCAAAUUUAAAAGUGGAUUAUUAUUUAAGAGAUAGACAGCCAGAUGUAAAAGAGAAUGCUUAGUAAAUAAACUGUUAGAACUUUUAUAUUCAAUGCGUUAUGCCAGGGAACUAAACACAGUUAUAGGCCCCUGGUUUAUUAGCAGAAUUCUCGAUCCACCAAUAUGAUUUAAAUCAGAUUCUAAAUGACUGCUACACUUCAUAUGUAAACUGUAAGAAGAUCUGGGUGCGGUUUUAUCAACUGUCGUACGCUCAGUUGUAGCUCAGACUUGUUCGUACAA